AUGGCACAUCAGAGGCUUCCCUUUCUCUAUCCGAACCUCCUGCGGUCUGUACGAGCAUGCGAGCCAACUACCUAUCGAUCGAUUCGUUGUCCAGCGCAGAGAACCCAUUCCGCGGGGCUACACUCAAGCCGCGCAUGUGAACAAGACACCCGCUUUCAAAAGCGUUAUGGCCCGGCUGUAGAACCACGACUGCGACCCUCUGAACCCGCCGCGGAUGGCGCAGGGUCUGAUCAACGUCCGACUUCAAAAGAAGAUGCAGAGCAGAGAGAAGCACAGGUGGAUAAAGCUGCUGGCGACACCUCAAAAACGCCCCCUAAGCAAAGCGCAUCUGAUACCGGAGCUCAGCCAUCCGAUAAGGCCCAUCCUAAAGAUGCGGCCGCCGGGUUAGCUUCAGAAAAGGGCCAUGAUGGGAGUGUUGAACACAGUGAACCGCCUGGCCUAAUUGAGAUCGGAUCUGGCGGUAGCGUUGGCGAUACUCCAUCACAGAACGACCUAGGCUCUGUGUACAAAAUGUCAGGAUCUGAAUCCCAAAAGGAUACGGACCACCCCCAAGCCAAUGCAAUGGAGCCUUAUAUUCACGUCCAUGGGCACAAGCCUCCGCCUAGUCCAAACCCUUACGUCCAUCAUUUCGAUACCUAUACUCUAGUGAAGGACUUGAGUAAAGGCGGCUUCACAGAAGAACAAUCAAUCUCAAUAGCCAAGUCGAUCCACGAAUUACUGGCGGUAAAUCUUGAGACUACCCGCGGGAGGCUCAUAUCCAAGUCUGACUUCGAGAACGAGAUUUAUCUUUUCCGAGCGGCAUGCUCUGAACUACAAAACUCUAUUCAAACAUCCCGGAAUACCGAAAUACAAUCUCAACGCACCCGACGUGCUCUGAUACAACAUGAGUUGGAUAUCUUGACCCAGCGCCUGACACAGGACCUGGCUGGUUUAAAGGAUGACUUGAAAGAAAUGUUCAACAACCAGAAAAUUUCAACCAGGGAACUACAGCGGUCAAUUGACACGGAAAUUCAAGAAUUGAACUAUCAGAUCACGGUAUCUCUUAAUAGUGAUGGAAAGAGCGAAGUGGAAGGGCUUAGAUGGGUUCUUACUCGCAGGGCCGUCAUCGCCAUUGCUACUAGCGCCAGCAUGAUCAUACUUGCUCUAAGAUACCAGUCCUACAAGGUUCAGCAACAUGAGGCUGCGAAGAAAGCUGCUGCCGAAUCUGAAGAGGUUGCCAUUGGUGACAUUGUUCAAGUCACGAAACAGUAA
Molecule: messenger RNA, 1251 nt
Organism: Arthroderma uncinatum
Lineage: Eukaryota; Fungi; Ascomycota; Eurotiomycetes; Onygenales; Arthrodermataceae
Exons: 2
Coding region: 1-1251 (416 amino acids)
Cellular component (GO): mitochondrion
Source: RefSeq, a predicted model, not a curated record